UGCUCCAGCCUUUGUGCCCUGGGAAUCCUGAAUCCCUCGUUCUACUGGCCCUCCCCAGGGGUUGGAGGGAAGCCAGGCCUCAGUUGCACAAGUGGGUUACGCAAGAGAGGCACCGAUGCCAGGGUCCCUGCUGGCCGGCUAUAUAUCCACCUGCAGCGCUGGAUUGCGGGAAAAGGGCAGCGGAGCUGGGAGGCUCCCAGCCAGCCAUGGAUCCCCUGGGAGCCGUCAGCCUGUUCUUAGUCAUCUGCCUUUCCUGCCUCCUGCUCCUCUCCACCUGGCGGCAAAUGCAGGGCCGGGGGGAAAUGCCCCCGGGGCCCACCCCGCUGCCCCUCCUCGGGAACCUGCUGCAGGUCAACCUCAGCAACAUGCGCAAGUCGCUCAUGAUGCUGAGCGAGCGCUACGGCCCCGUCUACACCAUCCACCUGGGCCCCCGGCGGGUGGUGGUGCUGUGGGGCUACCUGGCGGUGAAGGAGGCCCUGCUGGACCAGGCCGAGGAGUUCAGCGGCCGCGGGGAACAAGCCACCUUCGACUGGAUCGCCCAGGGCUACGGAGUGGCCUUCAGCAACGGGGAGAGAGCGAAGCAGCUGCGCCGAUUCUCCAUCACCACGCUGAGGAACUUCGGGGUGGGGAAGCGAGGCAUCGAGGAGCGGAUCCUGGAGGAGACUCGUUUCCUGCUGGAAGCCUUGCGGGGCACGAAAGCUUUGCCCUUUGACCCCACCUACUUCCUGAGCCGCACAGUUUCCAACGUCAUCAGCUCCGUGGUCUUCGGGGACCGGUUCGACUACGAGGACAAGGAGUUCCUCUCCCUGCUCUACAUGAUCACCGAGAGCUUCCGCUUCACCGCCACGGCCUGGGGGCAGCUCUACGAGAUGUUCUCGGACAUCAUGCGCUACCUGCCCGGCCCCCAGCGCGAAGCGUUCAAGCAGCUGGCGGGGCUGAAAAAAUUCAUCGAGAGGAAGGUGAAGGCGAACCAGGAGACCCUGGACCCCAGCGCUCCUCGGGAUUUCAUCGACUGCUUCCUGGUCAAAAUGCAGCAGGAAAAGCAAAAUCCUUCCUCUGAGUUUUUCCUGAAGAACAUUGUUCUGACGGUGCUCAACGUCUUCUUCGCUGGGACAGAGACCGUCAGCACCACUCUGCGCUACGGUUUCCUCCUCCUGCUGAAACACCCGGAGAUUGAAGAAAGGAUCCACGAGGAGAUUGACCGGGUGAUUGGGCGGAACCGCGCCCCGAACAUGGAGGACUGGAGCCAGAUGCCCUACACCAACGCCAUCAUCCACGAGUUCCAGAGGUUCUGUGACGUCAUCCCCAUGGGCCUGGCACGCCGGGUGACCAGGCACACCCAGUUCCGGGGAUACACUAUUCCCAAGGGGACGGAGGUGUACCCGGUGCUGGGAUCCGUGCUCUAUGACCCCACGCAAUUCAGCAGCCCCGACACCUUUGAUCCCAGCCAUUUCCUGGAUGGGAACGGCCAGUUUAAGAAGAGUGACGCCUUCGUGCCCUUCUCAAUAGGGAAAAGGUAUUGUUUCGGGGAGAUGCUGGCGCGCAUGGAACUCUUCCUCUUCCUCACCAGCAUCCUGCAGAACUUCCGCUUCCGCUCUCCCAUGGAGCCCAGAGACAUCGACAUCUCCCCGAAGCUGGUCGGGUUCGCCACCCUGCCCCGCAGCUACGAGAUCUGCCUGGUCCCACGCUAGCCGCCCCCUGGAAACAGACGGGACUUCUUGGGGCAGCCUGCGGGAGGGAGAAACACAAAGGAACCAGAUUAGAUGGAAAACUGUCCCUAUCCGAAAAAGGAGCCAGUGGGGGAUCUGGCUGUGUGAAUAAAUUUGUUAGU
This is a messenger RNA of Dermochelys coriacea (leatherback sea turtle), 1831 nucleotides long. Its product is annotated as cytochrome P450 2A13-like. Gene Ontology annotation, molecular function: heme binding; oxidoreductase activity, acting on paired donors, with incorporation or reduction of molecular oxygen, reduced flavin or flavoprotein as one donor, and incorporation of one atom of oxygen; iron ion binding. Gene Ontology annotation, biological process: xenobiotic metabolic process. Gene Ontology annotation, cellular component: intracellular membrane-bounded organelle; cytoplasm. The transcript is spliced from 9 exons. Bases 207 to 1691 code for a protein of 494 amino acids. NCBI's taxonomy places the organism in Eukaryota, Metazoa, Chordata, Testudines, Dermochelyidae. The record is from RefSeq and is a predicted model, not a curated record.